Molecule: messenger RNA, 540 nt
Organism: Mycena citricolor
Lineage: Eukaryota; Fungi; Basidiomycota; Agaricomycetes; Agaricales; Mycenaceae
Source: the annotation of a GenBank genome assembly
GUUCAGUCUCCGACCUGUCCUCCCAGCGACUUCUACCGAAACCGCAAACGCGGAACACGUGCAAGAUGGAGAGCUGACUGCGGGGUCGCGCACGAACGGCUCGAAAUAUAAUCGCGGGCAUACCAUCGGCGGAGGCUGGGCCUCUUCACAAGUCAUGAAGGUGACUUUGCGAGCAAUGGUGCACUCUGGAACACAGCGACAGUUCCGAAGACGAUACGUCUUUUGCUCAGGUACUUGAGAAUGAGCUUGGCUACGUUGGAAUCGUCGAUGCGUCGCAUGUCAGGGCAGCGCCCGAGCUCGAUGCAGUCUCGGACCAGAUCUUAGGUCUCGUCGUCGCUGCAGCCUCCCCUAAAAUAAAUGCCCUCGAUCCAGAAGUCGUUUCCGCCGGUGUAUAGCUCCCAGAUGGUCAUCGCGAGCGAGUGGUAGUCCUCUUCAACGGUCGGGGGCAUCUCCACCACCGCCCGGAACCGCAUCGCCGUCUCGUAGGACAUCGUGGGCCCCGCCGUCAGGUGUUCGUCCCCAGCAAAGCACGAGUUGCCA